Telopea speciosissima is the source of this 1732-nucleotide messenger RNA. Its product is annotated as D-xylose-proton symporter-like 2. Gene Ontology annotation, molecular function: fructose transmembrane transporter activity. The record is from RefSeq and is a predicted model, not a curated record. Gene Ontology annotation, cellular component: membrane. The coding region runs from base 132 to 1646 and encodes 504 amino acids. Gene Ontology annotation, biological process: transmembrane transport. The transcript has 14 exons. NCBI's taxonomy places the organism in Eukaryota, Viridiplantae, Streptophyta, Magnoliopsida, Proteales, Proteaceae.
UUAUCUUGAAGAAACCUAUUAAGAAGGAGAAGAGUCCUUACUGAUUAAAUUCUUGAACUGGCAUAGCUGUUCUUCCUUUCUUGCUUGUUUGAGGAUUUAUGUGCUGAGGUCUGUGUCAGGUCGAAGAAACAAUGGCGACAGAAACGACUGAUCAGGAGCGACCCAGUCUUUCCUUCCUUGGCAAGGGGGAAAAAUCUUCUGGGGAGAUUGACCCUGAAAGACAGCCUCUUGCUGAGGGGAAUCGUCAGGCCAAAAGUUAUUCUCUUCUUGCCGCUGUAGUACCGUUUUUAUUCCCUGCUUUUGGAGGAGUACUUUAUGGUUACGAUAUUGGGGCCACAUCUGGUGCUACAAUUUCUUUAGAGUCAUCCACAUUGAGCGGAACCACAUGGUACAACCUAUCUUCAGUCGAAGUUGGGCUUGUUGUCAGUGGUUCACUAUAUGGGGCCUUGAUUGGAUCUCUUUUGGCUUUUACUGUUGCUGACUUUUUAGGAAGACGGCGUGAGUUGAUUCUGUCCUCUUUGCUGUAUCUUGUUGGAGCUCUAAUAACAGUUUUGGCACCGGACUUUCUUGUCCUGGUGAUUGGACGCUUUGUAUUUGGUAUUGGAAUUGGACUGGCAAUGCAUGCUGCUCCAAUGUACAUUGCUGAGACUGCUCCGACUCAAAUACGAGGUCAACUGAUUUCCUUGAAAGAGUUCUUCAUUGUUAUUGGAAUGCUUUUAGGUUAUGGAAUUGGCAGUCUUGAAAUUGAUAUACUAGCAGGAUGGCGCUACAUGUAUGGAACUAGCAUCCCUCUAUCACUCAUUAUGGGAAUCGGAAUGUGGUGGCUACCAUCAUCACCUCGAUGGCUUCUGUUACGCGCAAUACAGGGGAAAGGAAAUAUGCAGGAUUUAAGAGAAAAUGCAAUUCUUUGUUUGUGCCGGUUGAGGGGUUCAUCCAUUGGUGAUUCAGCUCCAGAACAAGUAGAUGAGAUUCUGACUGAGCUUUCCUAUGGUGAACCAGAAAAAGAAGCUACACUGGGGGAGAUUUUCCAAGGGAAAUGCUUGAAGGCCCUUAUCAUUGGUGCAGGACUAGUCCUUUUUCAGCAGAUCACGGGCCAACCAAGUGUACUGUACUAUGCUGCAACCAUUCUUCAGAGUGCAGGCUUUUCUGCAGCAUCUGAUGCUACCCGGGUGUCUGUUCUUCUUGGUGUGCUAAAGUUAAUUACGACUGGAGUAGCGGUUUUUGCAGUUGAUAGAAUUGGCAGAAGACCUUUACUACUUGUAGGCGUCAGUGGUAUUGUAAUCUCUUUGUUCCUAUUGGCUUCAUAUUACCUUUUCUUAGAUGAUGCACCAGCUGUGGCUGUAGUUGGACUACUGUUGUAUGUUGGGUGUUAUCAGCUAUCGUUUGGACCAAUUGGUUGGCUGAUGAUCUCUGAGAUUUUCCCAUUACGUGUUAGAGGGAGAGGUUUAAGUGUUGCAGUGCUUGUCAACUUUGCAUCAAAUGCUCUGGUGACAUUUGCUUUCUCCCCGUUAAAGUCAUUGGUCGGAACUGGAUUUGUGUUUGUUAUAUUUGGGGUGAUAGCAAUAUUUUCGCUUGUCUUCAUAUUCUUCAUCAUACCAGAAACGAAGGGGCUCAGUCUCGAGGAAAUUGAGGCCAAAAUCCUUUAGCACUCUGUUAUUUUCUUUUUCCUGUACUAAUUGUUACUGAAUCAGAGGCUACAUUAAAUAGUAAAUAGAAACAGAUCCAAGAGAAG